GGAGCGGUGCCGGAAGUGCUUGGGGAGGGCCGCGCAGUCGGACCGGCUGCUGAGACGAAAGCUUCACUGGGGCAGUCUCCGCUUAUCAUGGGGAGAUAGACGCUGCUGCCUUACUGUCUUGAUGGUACGAGCCCAGGGCCUCACACAUACGAGGCAAGCACUCUGUCACUGAGCUGCAUCUUCAUCCGGAUCCAGUUGAUUGGCCUUGGUCCUCACAGCUCCAAAAAGAAACAGGAUCUUGAUAAGCUCUAUGAGCUGAAGUCCAAAGCUCGGCAGAUUAUGAACCAGUUUGGCCCCUCAGCCCUAAUCAACCUCUCCAAUUUCUCAUCUAUAAAACCAGAGCCAGCCAGCACCCCUCCACAAGGCUCCAUGGCCAAUAGCACCACUGUGGUAAAGAUUCCAGGCACUCCUGGGACUGGCGGCCGUCUUAGUCCUGAAAACAAUCAGGUAUUGACUAAGAAGAAAUUACAAGACCUGGUAAGAGAAGUGGAUCCUAAUGAGCAGCUGGAUGAAGAUGUGGAGGAGAUGCUGCUGCAGAUCGCUGAUGAUUUCAUCGAGAGUGUGGUGACAGCAGCCUGCCAGCUUGCUCGGCAUCGCAAGUCCAGCACCCUGGAGGUGAAAGACGUCCAGCUGCAUCUAGAGCGCCAGUGGAACAUGUGGAUACCAGGAUUCGGCUCUGAGGAAAUCCGACCCUACAAAAAAGCCUGUACCACAGAAGCUCACAAACAGAGAAUGGCAUUGAUCCGGAAAACAACCAAGAAAUAACACAGGGAGCAGUCAGGGAAUGAAUGGACGACAUGUAUUUGGAGAUACUUGAGCUGAGACCUCAGCCAUCUCAUCCUUGGAUUUUUUUUUAAAUGCUUUACAGAGAAGCAUAUAUUUUUUAUUAACAGUGCAGCAAUAUCUAUAAUGACUGAGAAGAUCUGCCAAAAGAAUAAAGCCUCCUACCCCACCUUCUGGUCCCUUUUCCCUGCCAUCUCAAAGAAGAGCAGUGUGUCUUCCGGAGAAGAUCUUGCCUGUGGUUCAUUAUAUAAGUGAUUGGCUAUAGGCAGAGUGUUACAGUCGUGUUGGGUGAGACAGUGUUAGCAGGUUUGUAGAGAGUUUGUCUCCUCCUUCCCCUGUCCCUGUACUUUGUAAUGUCAGUGUUUAUAUGAAUAUGAACUUGAUUUGCUUUUCCAGAAUAAAGAAGUUAUUAAUCGAA
Meriones unguiculatus (Mongolian gerbil) is the source of this 1201-nucleotide messenger RNA. RefSeq names its product TATA-box binding protein associated factor 12 (gene Taf12). NCBI's taxonomy places the organism in Eukaryota, Metazoa, Chordata, Mammalia, Rodentia, Muridae. The coding region runs from base 280 to 765 and encodes 161 amino acids. Gene Ontology annotation, molecular function: TBP-class protein binding; protein heterodimerization activity; DNA binding. Gene Ontology annotation, cellular component: transcription factor TFIID complex; SAGA complex; SLIK (SAGA-like) complex. Gene Ontology annotation, biological process: RNA polymerase II preinitiation complex assembly; DNA-templated transcription initiation. The record is from RefSeq and is a predicted model, not a curated record. The transcript has 7 exons.